GUAUCGAACGCCAGUGCGUCUGUGUUCAACUCAGUGUCACAGUGUCAGACAGUUGUCAGUUGCUAGCGGCGGCGGACGAGCGCGUGUGAUUCAAGUGAACAGUGUGCGGAGCUUCAACCAUGGCUCUGCUGCGUCGGCUGGCUGUCAACGCGCCCCGAGGCGUCCGGAUGCUGUCCACGCCGCCACCGACCCGUGACGAACUCGACCUAACCUUCAACAGCUCGAAAGACGCGUUCAAAAGCAAAAAAACUAGCGAACUAGUCCGGGCGUACCUCGUCUACCAAAUAUGCUCAUUCAACUGGAUUGUCGAGAACAAUGACAUGUUGAUGAAGAGGCUGCGGCAGGUUGUAGGACAGAGGCUCUUCGAAGUUAUCAUGAAGGCAACUUUCUACGGGCAGUUCGUUGCCGGCGAAGACCAGAAUAAAAUCAAGCCUACCAUUGAAAGGUUGCGCUCGUUUGGUGUCAAGUCAAUCCUCGAUUAUUCCGUCGAGGAAGAUAUUUCCCAAGAGGAGGCUGAGAAACGCGAAGUCAGCGCUUCAAUCUCAACCUUCGGCGACCAGGCCGAGGAAGGGCAACUCAAGCAGUACCACGUGGAGCAAAGGUUCGCGGACAGGCGUUACAAGGUCACCAGCGCCAGGACCUACUUCUACCUUAACGAGGCUUCUUGUGAGAAGAACAUGGAAGCUUUCAUGAAGAGCAUUGACGCUGUCGCAGGGAUCACCGAAAGCACGGGACUAAUGGCAGUGAAACUGACAGCUCUCGGAAGACCGCAACUACUCCUCCAAUUAUCCGAAGUGAUAAUGAGGGCGCGUAGUUACAUGCACCAGAUUGCUGGCGGCACUGGCAAUGUGCUCACACACCACAAAACCAUUGAGGAUCUGCAGAGGUACCUUGGCGACUUGAGCUCUAAACCUGAAGUGCAGGAGUUCAUGAAAAAGGUUACAUCGGACAAAGAAGGAAUCGUCCAUCUAUUCCCUUGGUCUAACAUUCUUGACAAAGACAUGGGUUUAUCGGACUCGUUCCGAGUUCCGGAUCCGAAGACGGGUCAGAUGCGACGUUUAAUCUCCCAGAUCUCACCAAAAGAAGAGGAAAUGUUCAGGAACAUGUUGCGGAGGCUGAACAACAUAAUCAAGAUCGCCAAUGAUCAUGACGUCAGGAUUAUGAUUGAUGCUGAGCAGACUUAUUUCCAACCGGCAAUUUCUAGGAUCUGCUUGGAAAUGAUGAGGAGAUACAACAAAAACAAGUUUUUAGUAUUCAAUACAUACCAGACCUACCUGAAGAACACCUAUAACGAAAUCGUAACAGAUUUGGAGCAGGCUGAGCGACAGAACUUCUAUUGGGGAGCUAAACUCGUCCGCGGUGCUUAUAUUGAACAAGAGCGCGCGCGAGCGGCAGCCAUGGGCUACGAAGAUCCCACAUGUGAGAGCGUAGAGGCAACAACAACGUCCUUCCACAAAUGCCUCAAGGAAAUUCUCAGCAGGGUUAAGAACGAGCAAAAGGACCGCCUCGGUAUAAUGGUAGCUUCGCACAAUGAAGACACUGUCCGUUACGCCAUCCAGCUGAUGAAGGAACACGACAUCAAACCCGAUGCCAAGGUGGUUUGCUUCGGGCAGCUGCUCGGCAUGUGUGACCACAUCACUUUCCCGCUUGGCCAAGCCGGUUACUCUGCAUACAAAUACGUUCCCUACGGUCCUGUUUUAGAAGUCCUUCCAUACCUCUCGCGGCGUGCCAACGAGAACCGUGGUUUCUUGGUUAAGAUUAAAAAAGAGAAAGGUCUAAUACUAAAAGAAAUUAUCCGCCGUGUUUUCACGGGCCAGGUCUUUUACAAACCGGUUGGUAAUUACACGCCCGUCUAAACACCGAAUAUAUGUAGUCAGGCUUACCAACAUUACGGGUAUUCAAGAUUGGACCGGCUUUAGGUGAUAUAGAAUAAAAAAAAUGUUGACUAAGUAUAGUUUAUGAAAGUGAAAUGUCAAUGAAAAGACUUGUCUAUUAACUUAGCGUUGCGUAUUUUUAAUAGUAUAUGAUUGUGAUAAGUAUUUGGCAUUAAAAUGUCUGUUUUGUUUCUGCAAAAUUACAACCAAAAAGCUGUUUUAAAUGACUAUGUUUUGUCUAAUUUAGGAUGAUAAUUUUGACAGCCCACAGAAGUGAUAUUAACUGAUGAUGAUCGAUAAUUCUUUCCAUAGAACUUGGAAUCGAUAGUUUUAUGCCAAUGCUGAAUGGACAUAUUAUCAUUUUUGAUACAAAACAUUUGAUAUUUAAUUAAUUUUUUGAUAAAAUUAUUUCCAUCUGUGAAUUUUACAUUACAUUCAUGUCUAAUGAUUUCUAAUUAUUUUUAAAGUAAAAUUUAUUUUUUUAUAUAAGUAACAGAUUAUUUUAACAAAUCAUAUCAUUUGUUUAAAUAAACGUGUGGAAUAAUUUUAAUAUUUACAAAAAUCUUUAUUUCGUUAGAUAAUUGUGUUAUUUGAAUGUUCGAUUUAUUUUAUUGCAAAACUGACUUUCUACUUUGGUCUUUCGUUAUAUGUGGCAUUGAGCGGUACCUAUGAAUGAACUAUUUACUACGACAUUAUUUUUAUUAUAAUUGACCGCGAAAAAUACGAAACCUGCAAAAAUUAUCAUCUAAAUUAGAUAAAGCAUAAUGGUAUUUGCCGUAUUUAUGAAAUACGGUUAAAAUGCUAAUUGUGUCUUACUACAGACAGGAUUUAUUUGUCAAAUACGAAGUGUUGUUUCAAGUCUUGGUCCAGUCUGACUGGGGAUGAAAUUACAUCAAGACAAGGCCAUUAUCAAUCAAUUAAAGAUAGGGCUGUUUAUCCAUUCCCGAAUCUUUGGCGGUUAAAUAAAAAACUAGUCUUACUGUUCCGCCAUUCUAUAGUCGAAAUUUAAACAGUUGGUAAGCCUAGGUAAAAUCGGUGAGAUUCCAACGAAGUGGUGAGUUUGAUUAAAUGUUGUUUAGCUAACUUAUUAUGUAUUAAUGUUUUAGGAAUAAUUACACUAUAAUGUUGUAUGAUUGAGAUCAUGAAGUGAUUCUCUUGUUAUUCGUAUAUAAUAUUAUAUUGUCGAUAUAUAUCGAAGUAAUUUGGCCGAUCGCCCGUAGGUUGAGAGAUUUGCGUAGAACGAGUUUCAUUUAACAAGUAGGUGAGCUUUAAUUUUUUUUUCAAGCCUGAUAGUGUAUCACAUCACCCUAGUAUUAAAAAUGUUAAAAUUGUGGAGAUAUUUGGAUCACGCAUUCAACAGCUAAACAAACAGAUAUGAAUGCCUGACGCACAGAUAAACCAAGUCCUGGAUUAAUAAUAAUACUUCUUAUCCCGGAAAAAGAAAAGAUUGAAGACACGAGCAGGAGAUAGAAUCUCUAUAAGUACCUAUAUCAUCACAACUAUACUAUUCUACUUAGGCCAAGAGAAAAAUUAUGUGAGCGAACUAUUCGAAAUAAAAAAAAGCGUUAUUAUACGUGUGUAAUUUUUACGGGUCUAUAUAGAUUUAUCCGUUGUAUGCUGUUGUGCAUAACGUAACAAAAGUCCUAGCGAAUAUCCCAUAAAAUAACUUUCAAAACCACAAAUAAUUCUGUGUACGCGAUUUGCGUAUUGUAGUGCAUAGUGUUGAUACGUGCAGCGAGUCUGUCGUUUACCUCCAUUUAAUAGAAACCUAAGAUUUAAUAAGGUAUUCAAGUGCAUUUGAACGCAUUGUAUGUGUUGUGAGAACGGAACGCAUUUGAGAGUGCUGUGAAAAGCGUUAAGUGAUUGAAAGGCAACUCGGGAGUGCGGGUGAAAUGGUUUACGG
Messenger RNA from Pararge aegeria (speckled wood butterfly), 3777 nucleotides. It is a transcript of the gene slgA, whose product is annotated as proline dehydrogenase 1, mitochondrial. Gene Ontology annotation, cellular component: mitochondrion. The coding region runs from base 120 to 1856 and encodes 578 amino acids. The record is from RefSeq and is a predicted model, not a curated record. NCBI's taxonomy places the organism in Eukaryota, Metazoa, Arthropoda, Insecta, Lepidoptera, Nymphalidae. The transcript is spliced from 11 exons. Gene Ontology annotation, molecular function: proline dehydrogenase activity; FAD binding.